CCGGCCCACUGCAGCAGGCCGGGCUCGGCCUGGGCGGGCGGGGACGGUAGCCGGCGUGGGCCCUGCAGCUUCUCGUGUCUGCGGGUGCUGUGGAGUCCCGAGUGUCCCACGCGGCCGUGGCCAGGGUCGGCACGGGGAAUUCGGCUCAGCCACUCCCUGCCAAGUUAAGGAAGUUAGUGUGGUUUACUCUUCGCGCGUAAAACAUGCCUUGGCAGUGUCCUGAGGAGCCGUGGAGGUAGCCUAUACGUCGUGGCCGUGCAAGAGGCCAUUUGGGUUCCCUGUCACGUUAUGCCUCUGCUCCCUCACCAUGGUGCGAAUGAAUGUUCUGGCAGAUGCUCUCAAGAGCAUCAACAACGCGGAGAAGAGGGGCAAACGCCAGGUCCUCAUCAGGCCGUGUUCCAAAGUCAUCGUUCGGUUCCUAACUGUGAUGAUGAAGCAUGGCUACAUUGGUGAAUUCGAGAUCAUUGAUGAUCACAGAGCUGGGAAGAUUGUUGUGAACCUCACAGGAAGGUUGAACAAGUGUGGAGUUAUAAGCCCUAGAUUUGAUGUUCAACUCAAAGACCUAGAGAAGUGGCAGAACAAUCUGCUCCCAUCACGGCAGUUUGGUUUCAUUGUGCUGACGACCUCGGCUGGCAUCAUGGACCAUGAAGAGGCAAGACGAAAACAUACAGGAGGGAAAAUCCUGGGAUUCUUUUUUUAAAUGUAAAGCAUAAAUAAAAAGCCUCUGUGGACUGUG
This is a messenger RNA of Rattus norvegicus (Norway rat), 736 nucleotides long. It is a transcript of the gene Rps15a, whose product is annotated as ribosomal protein S15a. Gene Ontology annotation, biological process: translation. The record is from RefSeq and is a predicted model, not a curated record. NCBI's taxonomy places the organism in Eukaryota, Metazoa, Chordata, Mammalia, Rodentia, Muridae. Gene Ontology annotation, cellular component: cytoplasm; cytosolic small ribosomal subunit; ribosome. Gene Ontology annotation, molecular function: structural constituent of ribosome.